Messenger RNA from Rhodamnia argentea, 1089 nucleotides. RefSeq lists its product as uncharacterized. The transcript has 2 exons. The record is from RefSeq and is a predicted model, not a curated record. Bases 29 to 1072 code for a protein of 347 amino acids. Lineage: Eukaryota; Viridiplantae; Streptophyta; Magnoliopsida; Myrtales; Myrtaceae.
CUAUCUCUCUACAACCUCAAGCUCAAGGAUGAAUCCACACUCACUAUCAUCAUCAUGGAAGAGGACCACCCCUUCAUCGGUCAGUGGCUUCUACAACUUCCUCACACAAGCACUCGACGACUUGGAUUCUUCUUUCUUAUCCUCAUCGUCGUCCUCAUCGUCAUCGACCUACGGCAACAACUUCAUGUCAGUCCAGCAUCUGCAGCAAGUCCUCCGCUCGCUCCAGUCGGUCCACUCCCAGUUGACCUCUCUCGUCCACGAGCUCCGCCUCCCCGUGGGCGAGAAGUGGCUCAACGAGUACAUGGACGAGAGUGACAGGAUCUGGGAAGCUUGUAGCGUUAUCAAGUUCGGCCUCUCUCGAAUGGAGAGGUACUGCGCGACGGCUUUGAAUGCCCUCGGCUUAAAUGAUCAUCACUUGGAUCAUUUGCAGGUACUUCGGGCUAUCGAUGAAUGCAGAAGAGAGGUGUUGGUGUUGGAGGUGGAGAACAGGCACUUAAUGGAAGCAAGAGUUCAACCACUCUCGCUGUGCUUCAAUGAGAACAUCCCGUUGGAGUCCAACUUCAAUGGCUUCAGUGGCUUCAGGGGUGCCCUCUAUGCCAUGAGGAAUGUGAGCUCAUUGCUCUUGACGAUCCUCCUCUCCGGCCUCGUCUACACUUGGCCGGACUCGGUCUUCCACCACGGCGGGUACGAGGACCACGCCGUGUUCGGGUCGAAUUUCAUGAUCUCUUCGUCGAGGAUCCAGCAGAGGAUGGCCAGCGAGAUCGACCGGAUGAGCUGGGGGUCACCGCCGGCGCCGCCGAUCCUCCUCUACGAGCUCAGGAGGGCGAGGCACAGCAUGGAGGAACUCAGGGGGCAGUUGGAGAGGGGGGGUGAAGAGGCUGAGCAUCAUCAUCAUCAUCAUCGUCAUCAUCAAGUGGGGCAGGAACAUGUGCAAGACAGGGUUGAGAAUUUGAAGGGAUUGAUUGGGUGUUUGAGAAGUGGGGUGGAGAGUGUGAUGGUACAACUUGAUGAUUUGUUUGAUGAAAUAGUUGAGGCAAGGAAGAAUCUUUUGGACUUGUGUAGCCGUAGAUAGAGAGUGAAGAGAGAGAG